AUGGACAGCGGCAGCGGGGGCACAGUGGGGGCAUCAUCUGCUGUCGUCACGCCCGUCGUUGUCGUCCCGCCAUCCGAACCGGAAGCGUUUGGGCUGCACCACACGAUGAAGUCGGAGAUGCCGGGCGGCGGGGAGUCACACAGCGAAACCGAGGAGGAGGAGGAGAACUGCUCUCAACAGCAAGAAGAUGAAGAGGACGAGGAGGAGGAGGAGGUGGAAGAAGAGCGCCACAGGAAGGAGAAGCGGGGAUCGUCGGAGGUAUCGCAAACGGCGGACCUUUCCCCCGCUAGCGGCAACAGUGGCGGUGUAGGAGGAGGAGGAGGUGGUAGUCGUAGCAGUGUUGGUGUAGGAGGAGGAGGAGCGACAAGCAAGCAGCAGCGCGGGGACCAUCUCCACCAGCUGGUGGACGACGUACUACGCCGGAAGACGCUGAACAACAACAACAACAACAACAACAACAACAACAACAAUACUCUAGCCAACAAUAACAAUACUAGCAGUAGUAGCAACAGCAGCAAAUACCAAACCAACCAAAGUCUUCAACAGCAGCGUGGUGGCGGCCGGAAGCGCUCGCUGGAGUCGAUGGUGACGAUACUGCAACGGCAGCAGCGGGGGGAAGCUGGUUCUGCCGCAACAAUGGCGGUGGUUCCGGGGGAGCAGGAAGUGGAAGCGGCUCAUCGCUAUCGGGAGCAGCAAAAGAACGAGCCUGAAGAGGACGCGGAGGGGGAUGACGAGGAGCAUGAGCAGGAGGAGGACGACGAGGAGGCACAGAGGACGACUCCUCCGCAGCAUCAGCAGCAGCAGCACUAUCGGUGUCCGAUCUGCGAGACAGUCUCACAGACGCAGCACGCCUUCACGGAGCACAUCCGGUCGCACAACGCCGAGACAUCGGAGGGUACGACCUCCAGCCAGAUGACGGCUGCGGCGGCGGCGGCGACGGCGGGGGCUGCAGGAGGAGCAGCGUGCUUCAGCUGCAAGAUCUGCUCGAAGGUCCUGUCGUCCGCCUCGUCGCUCGAUCGCCACGUCCUGGUGCACACGGGUGAGCGGCCAUUCAACUGCAAGUACUGCACGCUCACGUUCACCACCAACGGGAACAUGCACCGGCAUAUGCGCACCCACAAGCACCCGGCGUCGAGCGGACGGGACAGCUUCGAGAGUGAUGGUGGCGGCGGCGGCGGCGCCGGUGGCGGUGUCGGAUCGUCGUCCGAUGGCAGCGGCUCCACGCCAGCAGCAACAGGAGGAGGAGGAGGAACAGUGGCAGCCGCCAGCAACCGCCAUAGCAGGAAGCGAAAGGAAAGGGAACGGGACCACCACCACCACCUGGAGCGACGGGCGGAGGAGAAGGUGGACGAUGAGAACCACCACCAGGAAAGGGAGGACGCUGUGGAUGAGUCGAAGGACGACUACUACUCGGCAGCAGCGGAAGGCAAGCGAAAGGCGGUGUCGGCCGCCGUCGGAGGACGGCAGCAUCAACCGCGGAAGGUGCGCACGAUCAACAACAACACGCUGGUGGAGGGCGAGAGCGGCGAGGGCGGCGGCCAGCGGUUCUGCUGCCCGGUGUGCGACCGGAACGACUUCCCCGGCAUGCUGCAGCUCGAGCAGCACCUCGACCAGGAGCACCCGAGCAUCCCGGCCAAGUGCCGGCACUGCGACUACGUGUUCGCCAGCCACAAGGCGCUGAACGCGCACCGCUGCAGCAACAACAACUACCAGAACAUCACGCCCGGCUUCCGCGAUCUCACCUUCGUCGACUUCUCCAGCGAGAAGUUCCCGCUGAUCGCGAAGAACCUGUGCGAGCGCAGCAUCCGGACGCCGGUGACGACGCCCAAGUACGAGUGCCCGCACUGCUACUUCGCCUUCCCGUGCUCCAAGACGCUGCUGAUGCACUCGGCCGGGUGCCGGGCGGGGGGUGCCAAGCGCCGCAAGCGCUCCCUCAGCGACUCGGAGGCGUCGUCCGAGGUGUCGGAGGACGCGGGCCAACCCGCUGGCGACGACCGCCCGACCACGGUCCUGGCCGCCGCCGCCGACCAGCAACAGCGACGGCAGCCCGAGCAGGAGCACCAGCUUCCGGAGCUGCGGGCUACCGCCGGCGCACCGUUGCGGCGGGAGGACUUCUUCGCCAACCUGGACCUGCAGAACCGCUCGGUGGGGACGCUGUCGGAGGCACCGACCACGCCCUCGUCGCUGGACAAGUCCUUCCCGUCGCCGGUGACGCCCCUGCAGGGAGUGAAGCAGGAGCCGCUCGGGUCUCCCACUUAUGGUGGCGGCGGCGGCGGCUCUCUGUACUACACACCGACCGGCGGCGGUGGUGGCAUGCUAGGCACGACCACCUCGUCAUCGCUGUAUAGCAAUCAUCAUCACCACCACUACAACGCGCAGCAGCACCAUCAAGAUGGCGGCAAAGAUCUGGCCGACAUUCAGUCGAUCAUCAAUGUGGCGUCGUCGGGCGGGCUGUUCGGGCGGCAACCCCUGGACGGCGGUGGCAGCAACAGCGGGGGCGGCAGCCAGACGCCCCUCUCCGGCAUGAUGCUCGUCGACGCGAAGGAGCUGGACAUGUACGCGCACUCGACCGGUUCGCGCGACGAGCCGGAGGAAGCGCAGGACGCGUUCACCGUCGAGUUCCGGCGCAUGAAGCUGCGCGGCCAGUUCCCGUGCCGCAUCUGCACGGCCGUCUUCCCGAACCUGCGCGCGCUCAAGGGCCACAACCGGACGCACGUGACGGCGGCCGGGCCGGGGCCGUACCAGUGCAACAUGUGCACAUACGUCGUCAGCGACAAGGCGACGCUGAUCCGCCAUAUGCGCACGCACAACGGCGACCGGCCGUACGAGUGUGCGCUCUGCAACUACGCCUUCACCACCAAGGCCAACUGCGAGCGGCACCUGCGCAACCGGCACGGGCGCGUGACGCGCGACGAGGUGAAGCGCGCCAUCAUCUACCACCCGUCGGAGGACUCGUCCUGCGACGAUCCGAUGAAGAAGCUGCAGCUGUUCAACACCCCACCGGCCGACGGCCACUACGGGCUGGUCGUACCGUCGUCGGGCUUCGACGAUUCGCGGCAGCAGCGCAGCAGCACACCGCUCAAGGACCUGCUCCUGCCAUCGCUUCCCCUCGGCUACACGACGGCGGCGGCCGGCACCGGCAACAGCAACACCCUGCUCGACAACGCCGCCCUGUUCCUGCAGACACCGCCCCGGGGCGGUGGGGCGUACGAUGCGACGGCGGCGGCCGCUUCCGCAGCGGUGGCGGCUAAGAUACAGGUCAAGAGUUUGGAGAAGCUCAACCAGCUGACCCCGCCACAGGAGGAGGACCACGACGACGAGGACGAUGAGGACCAUGCUAGAGGACAGGGGGCGUUAGCACCACAACAGCAUCAUCAACAUCAUCAUCAUCAUCAUCAUCGCCGCCUCAUGCACCAGCGCCCCCCCACCACGUUCAAUCGGCCGCCGACGAAGCGGGGUGACGUCCCGGCGGUGAAGAAAGCGCCGCUGGAGGAUGACGACCUCGACGGUGGUGAGCAAGUGGAGCAGGAGCGGGAGGAUGAGGAGGCGAAGGAGGAAGCGGUGGCACUCGUUGUCAAUCGGCCGAUCGAUCUGAGCAUGGACGCGCUGGAUCUCAGCAAGAAGUCCUCUCGGCCGCCGCAGUCGUUGACUGCUGCUCCCAAGCCGCCAAUGUCGACGGACGGCGACGAAGAGGACUACGGUGUCAAUGACGAUGAGGACGUGCAGGACGACGAUGACGACGACGGUGAGGCGGCCGCCGGCGACGAGAACGAUGGUGGUGGGAUGGCGGUACGACGUCAGUUCGAACAUCGUCGCGGUAGUGGCGGUGUCAACAAUAAACCGUCUGCAAAUGGCGACCUGCAGCGGCAGCGUCAAAGUGCCACCAAUAGUCAGGACGACGAAGGGGGGAGACGGGCAAUGGUGGACAGCGGCAUCGGUACAGAGCAGAAACCGCUAGCCGCCGCCGCACCACCACCAUCGGCACCGUCGUCUUCAGCCGCCGACCUGUCGCAGUUUCCGCUUCUGAGCGACGAAGCAUUCGGUGGUGGCGCGGGCGCCAGCAAGAACUCGGCCAACCUCUUCCAGCUGCAGCUGUACCACCAGCUCUACAACCAGCUGCACUCGGCGCUUCCACCGAUGCCACCGGGAGCGCCCUACCCGCUGCAGCUGGUAGCCCCCUUCCUGCAGAACUCGAUGCUGGCCGGAUCGGCCGCGGCCGUGUUUGGUGACCUGCUCGGCAAGGACUUCGGGCUGGGAGCGCUCGGACCGAAUCUAGCCGCCGCGGCCGCUGUCGCCGCUGCCGCCUCGGCCUCCAAUCAACAACAAGGCCAGCAUCCACUCCUGCUGAAUCCGUUCUUCGCAUCCCCGGAGUCGGUGGUGAAUGGCGGAAAGCACCAUAUGGGCGGCGAACACGGUGCAUCGGCAACAAUGGCCACCCCACCCAAGACUCUGACCCCGUCCUCGCUAUCCCCCAUGUCGACACCGGUCGGAAGCGGUGGAGGAGCCGGCGGUAACGGCAGCAGCAAUGGGAAGGAGACGCAACAGCAGCAACAGAUCCACCGGCAACAGGCCGUGGCGGCUGCGGCGGCGGCUGCUGCUGCGGCGGCGGCGGCUGCAGCUAACUUCGGUGGCGGGGGAGGAGGCGGAGGUGGCGGUGGUGGUCCGGUGAAGAUGAUCAUCAAGAACGGAGUGCUGAUGCCGAAGCAGAAGCAGCGCCGCUACCGCACCGAGCGCCCGUUCGCCUGCGAACACUGUUCGGCCCGGUUUACCCUCCGCUCGAACAUGGAGCGCCACAUCAAGCAGCAGCACCCCCAGUUCUGGUCCCAGCGCCAGCGCGGUGGCCAUCAUCUGAUGCGUCGUGGAGGCUCUAGUGGAGGAGGCAGUGGAACAUCGUCGGCGGGUGGGGGCAUGGUUUCGUUGGCCAACAGCACGUCGCUCGCGGCCGCGCUGCAGGGAGCCUUCGGGGGUGGUGUUGCCGGUGCUCCAUCGCCACUGCAGCACCUCCCGAACGGCAACAGCGGCAGCAGCAGCCAAGCGGCGGCCGCCAUCUCCGAGCAGGUGAAGUACGCGAUCCUGGCUCAGCAGUCCGGCAAAGGAGGAGGGGCUGCGGGGGCCGUUUCCAGCCAGAUGAACCCGUUGCUGCACAACAUGAUCGUCGGGGGAGGUGGUGCUGGUGCCGGCGCUGCUCAGUGGGGAGGUCAUCACCACCAUCCGCAGCAGCAGCGCAGCAGCGCGUCGCUGGAAGCUUCCCAUAAUCAGUACGGGCGUCCACCGAGCAUUCCGGCCGGUCCAUCACAGGGUGAUGGUAGACGCCGGCCGAUUCACGAGGUAACCACCACCGAGGACGAGGAUGGUGCCGAGCUGGACGGCAGCGAGAAUCGGCAUCUGCACCACUACGGCGCCGGUACGCCUCUCAUCGGUCAACGCCAUCGUCGGCGUCGGCGUCGGCUGCAGCAGGACUUUCACGACGAGCAGGAGACGGCACACCAGUACCUUCGCCACCAUCCGUCGUACGACUACGACGAGGAGGCAACCGAGCUGGAGGAGGAGGAGGAGGAGCAGGGUGGCUUGGAGCAGAAGCACCAGCUCAAGGGCGAGGGUGCGAUGAGCAGCAACUACGACGACGACGAGGAGGAGGAAGAGGACGCCCAGCUCGUAAUCGACGAGGAAGGCUGUGACUCGACACAACACACACCGAACGGAACCGGCUCCACCGAACCUGCCGCCGUCGACCAUAGCCCCAACCGCAUUCUGAAGCAACAGCUCGAGCAGAAGCAGCAGCACCACCACCAUCAGCAUCGUGGCGCGGACAGCAGCGAGAAGCAGCGGCAGGAGAAAACACACGAGCAUCCGACGCCGGCAUCCAUGAGCAAGCCCAAGCGGCUCCACAACAGUGGUGGCCAUGGUGGGUCCUCGAGGAAAAGCUCCUCCGGCAGCGGCAGGCACAACGAAAGCGGCGCUACUGACGAGAGUGGAAGCAACAACGAUCUCGUGUCGGUGGCGAAGCUGGUCGACAACGCGACCAACAACCCGGCGCUCGAAAGCUACUUUAGCAGGCCGGAGGUGCAGGUGGUUCCGCUGGCGCAGGACCACAGUGACGAGGAGGGUCUGGUCGCGUCCGGGUCCGCCUCGGAGAGCAACAACUCCGGCACGGACGACCCGAACCCGUCGGCGGUGGCGGGCGAGCAGCAGGAGAAGAAGAAGUCCGCCUACAGCCUGGCCCCGAACCGCGUCAGCUGCCCGUACUGCCAGCGCAUGUUCCCGUGGUCGAGCUCGCUGCGGCGCCACAUUCUCACGCACACCGGCCAGAAGCCGUUCAAGUGCUCCCAGUGCACGCUGCUCUUCACCACCAAGUCGAACUGCGACCGGCAUCUGCUGCGCAAGCACGGCGACGUCCAGACGGCCACCUCGAUCCCGGUGCCGAUCGACGACCUGCUCGAUCCGAAGCCGGAACCGAUUCCGGUCGCGGUCGCGGAGGCGAUGAGCAAGAAGAUUGCCGACAAGGGCGUCGGCAGGCGACAAUCGGUGGCGUCCACUGGACGGUCCCCACCGUCGGCCAACAAGCAGUCGGCCGACGCUGCUCCCCAGUCCGACUACACCGGCGGGUCGACCAUCAAGCAUGCCAAAGCCAAAGACGAGCCGACGGAGGAGCAAGCCGUCGGCAAGGAAGAGUUUCGUGACGAUGCUUCCGAUGGCCAAGUGGGAGCUGGUGGUGGUGGUGAGCCGGACGGAGGAGAUCAGAAGCCGUCACACCACAACAGCGGUGUGCCGCAGCAGUGGAGUGUCACUGGGGACGUUACGGCGGCCAACCUUGCCGACGAGUCGGACGGAGAAGAGGAACGUUCCAAGGGAAAGGAAGGCGCCGAAGACGGCAACGAUGACGCUGACGAGAAUGAGGAAGAAGGUGGUGACGGUCGGCUAGGCGGACAAGAGGAGGAGGAGGAAGAGGAGCAUGCGGCGAACCAUCCCGAUCUGCCGUACAAGUGCCAUCUGUGCGAUGUGUCCGCCGCCGACCGGAUGAGCUGCCUGGAGCACAUGAAGCAGGUGCACGCGCACGAGUUCGCCACGCUCGUCACGAAGGUGUCGCUCGAUGCGAUCAUUUCGACGGAAAGCGAGGCGCAGACCGCGUCCCCGGACGACGACGAGAGCUGCAACAACGAGCCGCCGGCGGCCCCGGCGCCGCCCAAGCAGCACAACAACAACAAUCCCAGCAUCAGUAACAAUAAUGAUAACAACAAUGGUGGCAAGUAUCCCGACUAUGCCAAUCGGAAGGUUAUCUGCGCAUUCUGUUUGCGUCGCUUCUGGUCGACGGAAGACCUGAGACGCCAUAUGCGCACGCACUCCGGCGAGCGGCCGUUCCAGUGCGAUGUCUGCAGCCGCCGGUUCACGCUCAAGCACAGCAUGCUCCGUCACCGUAAGAAGCAUACCGGUGGAGGCGGCCACCUGCAGCCGCAGCAGCAGCAGCGUCGAGCGGGCAGCAAUGGCACCGGAACCGGCGCUCACAAGUACGUGCACAGCAGCGCCAGCAGCAACAACAACAACAACAACAACAACAGCGGCUCCGAUCUCAGCGAGGACGACGAGUACUACGAUCCAGCGGUUGCUUCUACGCCUCCGGCCCAACCCUUCCGUCACCGCGAAAACGAUCCCGCCAACAGCGUUGCGGAGAUCCCAGCGGCGGCCCUCCGCCAUGCCGGGAAUCGCUACUAUCACCUCUACAGCCACAUCAAGGGCCAGUCGGCAGGCGGCGGUGGCGGCGUCGGUGGUGAUGGCCCCAACGUUGGCCAGCAGCAUCAAUCGGAGCUGAUCGGUGAGCUGCUCGGCAUCAGCGACCAGGGUAUCCUCAGCCGGGUGCUCCUGUCAUCCGCCAUCGAGGCAGCCAAACUGCUCGGCGUCGACAAGUGA
Anopheles coustani is the source of this 7905-nucleotide messenger RNA. RefSeq lists its product as uncharacterized. Gene Ontology annotation, molecular function: RNA polymerase II cis-regulatory region sequence-specific DNA binding; DNA-binding transcription activator activity, RNA polymerase II-specific. The transcript has 8 exons. The record is from RefSeq and is a predicted model, not a curated record. Gene Ontology annotation, cellular component: nucleus. Gene Ontology annotation, biological process: regulation of transcription by RNA polymerase II. NCBI's taxonomy places the organism in Eukaryota, Metazoa, Arthropoda, Insecta, Diptera, Culicidae. Bases 1 to 7905 code for a protein of 2634 amino acids.